AUGUCUGAGUCUGGUUCUGGCGACCUGGAUGAGAUAUCCCGCAACGUGCUUGCCGCCAGGACUGCUGGGGCGCAGCGCGCCGCCAAGAGCAGGGCCUCCCGUUUCGAGGAGAUGGAGCGGGCUGUGAGCUUCAGGGACCUGCCAGAGCUGAGUAGACUAGAACCUUUGAUGCUUUCUGGCCGCUACAUGGGCGCCGCUGACCAAGAUGCGCUAGCAAGACUUGUGGCCGAAGUUCGCUUGGAUCACUCGCUCCCUGUGGAAUUGACAAAGUGCAUAGACUUUGGCGAUGCGUCCAAAAAGGAGGGUUGA
Messenger RNA from Prorocentrum cordatum, 309 nucleotides. Lineage: Eukaryota; Dinophyceae; Prorocentrales; Prorocentraceae. The record is from the annotation of a GenBank genome assembly.